This is a messenger RNA of Zygotorulaspora mrakii, 1092 nucleotides long. It is a transcript of the gene CDC43, whose product is annotated as protein geranylgeranyltransferase type I subunit CDC43. Bases 1 to 1092 code for a protein of 363 amino acids. Gene Ontology annotation, biological process: protein geranylgeranylation. The transcript has a single exon. The record is from RefSeq and is a predicted model, not a curated record. Gene Ontology annotation, cellular component: CAAX-protein geranylgeranyltransferase complex. Gene Ontology annotation, molecular function: CAAX-protein geranylgeranyltransferase activity. NCBI's taxonomy places the organism in Eukaryota, Fungi, Ascomycota, Saccharomycetes, Saccharomycetales, Saccharomycetaceae.
AUGCACACUCAAUUUGCUACGGAGAAACAUGUUAAAUACUUAAAGAGGCAUUUGGGCCUAUUGCCUUCGUCCCAACAAAGUCAUGAUGUAAAUAAAAUGGCAAUCAUAUUUUAUUCAUUAGUAAGUCUCUCUGCUAUCGGUAUUGAUGUUGCUAAAGAAUACGGAUCGAGUGCUCAAUGGAUUUGCAGACAUCGAAUUGCCCUGGAGUCUUCUGGCUCCAAGGUGGCGCUAUCCGGUUUUGUUGGUAGUUUAACGUUGGAUAUACCGAAUACAAACACAGUUAGCCUACCCAACACACUUUUCGCACUGUUGGUAUUAAGGCUGCUAAAAUGUGAUGAGUUCUUCUGCAGUGUGCGAAAUAGAGAAACCAUAUGUGCGUUCGUAUCAACUUGCCAGGUCGCGGAGGAUGGCUCUUUCACUUCUGUACUGGCUAAUAAGCACUUUUUACCUUCACCACUUGAUGCAAGUGAUCUCCGGUUCUGUUUUAUCGCAGUAGAGAUCUUAUGCUUACUCGGAUGUCGAAAGCUGCAGGAUUAUUCCAAGUACAUAAACGUCGACAAAUUGAUAGCUUACAUUCUAUCACAGCAAUGCGAUUCGGGAGGCUUUGGGUCGUAUGGUGAACCACAUGCAGGAUACACUUCGUGUGCUCUUUCAACACUGAGUCUUCUUGAAAGUUUAGCUUGCUUGACUGACGAAUUCAAGGAAUUGACACUGCUAUGGCUGGUGCAUCGACAAGUUUCAGAUGAGGGCUGCAUGCAAUUGCAAUGUAAGAAUCCAUUCUUUGACGAAGAAGAUCAUGGUGGAUUUCAGGGCAGAGAGAAUAAAUUUGCCGAUACAUGCUACGCUUUUUGGUGUUUGAAUUCAAUGAAUAUAUUACAGUUCAAUACGAGCGCUACACUAGGUACUUUCGAAUCAGCAAAAAUGUAUUUGUUGAGUAGAACACAAAAUACAAUUAUUGGUGGUUUCAGCAAGAAUGACGUUGAUGAUCCAGAUCUUUAUCAUACCUGCUUAGGGGUGGCGGCACUCAAACUUAUAGAAGGUACAUUCAAUGGUGUCCUUUUCCUGCCUAGUGCCAUAGAUGUGUCUUCCUAA